UGGUUCACUUUCAAGUUGCAAAGAUAUACAGUACGAAGUUUCAAGUUUUAUUAAAAAAAAUGUCCUCUUUCAGUCUUUCUGUGGUUAAAAACUUUGGACAAAUUGAUAAUUUUUUAUCCGAACUAAAGCUAAAUAGCUAAGCUAAAGCUAAAGCUAAGCUAAUUAGAGCUAAAUGGCUAAUGUAUAAUCAAUUAAUAUUUAACGCACCCCCCUGUUUUAAUAAUCAGAAACCGACUUUCCCCUUAUUAGAGAUUACUGAACAGAAUGACUCUUAGUUUUAAGGAAGAGUUGCUUACAGCUUCAUCCGUUCCUACUCUCAUUCCCGUUUAUGAUGCUCCUACGAAUACUGAAUUCUUCGAUAUCCAGGCGCAGCGGCAACCAGCCGUUCUCCGUGGUAUUCCCAUUGGCGCAUGCGCGGAGAAGUGGACUGCAGCGUAUUUGGCGCAACAAGUUGGACGGGAUAAACCUGUGAGUGUGCACGAAUCAUCGAGUAAUCGUCUGCGAUUCCUAGACAAAAAUUUUGUUUAUCGCGUGAUGCCGUUUGGAGCCUUUAUCGACGCUGCUCUCACAUCCAGCGAGGGUGACGCACAAAAUAAAUUCUAUUACUACCGCGCACUGGCGGACGAUGCCAGGAACGUGCCCAGUGAUUUCCGUCGCGAUUUUCCUAAAUUAGCACUUGACUUUGUGCUCCCGGAUUUUCUGGAGCCUGAAACCGUGUUUUCCUGUGUUUUGCGAUGCGGUUCGGCCAAUUUGGGAUUGUGGUUGCAUUAUGAUGUGCUCGACAACGUGCUCAUACAGAUCCGCGGACGAAAACGCGCAGUGCUUUUUGAUCCCGAGGAUUUUGAUCAUUUGUACAUGCAAGGCGAUAAAUCACCCAUCUUCGACGCGGAGAACGUGGAUUUGGAGAGAUUUCCCAAGUUUCGAAAUGCGACCAAGUGGGUAUGCACCCUGGAAGAAGGCGAUAUGCUUUUUAUUCCUGCUUUCUGGAUGCACUACAUGGUCGCGGAGGAGUUCAGCAUCGCCGUUAACGUCUUUUGGCACAAUCUGCCAAAGGAAUUGUACGAUAGCAAAGACACGUAUGGGAACAAAGAAUUACUGCCAUACUUCCGUGCAUCUCAGGGUCUGGAUCGAGCGCUAAAACAGUUGGAAAAUUUACCCCGUGAAUAUAGAAGAUUCUAUGCCAGAAUGCUUAAAGCGAAGCUGGACAAAUACUUAACCGACUCCGCAUCGGAGAGUCCUAAAAGUUGAUAGUUGUGAUAUUGUGAUCGUUCCUUUCGAAACCCGCGUUUACGCUGUGGUGUUGCAAGUGCGCUCUUUAAUUUUUGGCAGCGCAUUUUUUACACUAAGUCUCGAAGACUUGAUGGAUGCAUGGAAUAAAUCAAUUCAGAAGAUUUUUAAUGUGGUUGCAAGCUGCUUCGGUUUAAUUUUUUUGAAAUCAGUGUGCGACUCAAUCCAGUCGUGCACGGUUCACGCGCCGCAGGGCAGAAAUGAGCCAUUCCGCUGUUUUUACCGGUUUACACAUAUAAAAUGGCCUUGAGCACCUGGUAGAUUUUACGAAUCGGAGCAAAAUUUUGCACCAAUUUAGUGCUGCGCUGCUCUGGUGAAGAACGGGUCAGUUUCGUGCAUCGUUUCGAUUAUCGCCCUAAUACCUCUUCUUUACGAUGUCCAACGAACUGAACGGUUCGCCCCGGUAUCCAAUUCCGGAAAAGCUCCCGAAGCCGUACGACAUCUCGUACCACGACCCAAAAUUUCUGUAA
This is a messenger RNA of Paramacrobiotus metropolitanus, 1757 nucleotides long. RefSeq names its product tRNA wybutosine-synthesizing protein 5-like. Gene Ontology annotation, molecular function: 2-oxoglutarate-dependent dioxygenase activity; tRNA binding. The record is from RefSeq and is a predicted model, not a curated record. Gene Ontology annotation, biological process: wybutosine biosynthetic process. NCBI's taxonomy places the organism in Eukaryota, Metazoa, Tardigrada, Eutardigrada, Parachela, Macrobiotidae. The transcript is spliced from 2 exons. Bases 265 to 1248 code for a protein of 327 amino acids.